AUGUCUCAGACUACCGUUGAUACGAAGGCAGACACCAAAGUCCGGACAGUGAAGUUGCAGAAUGGCGAUGUUUUCAGCUUCAACUCAAACAUUUCCACGGAGCUGGAGAAGAUUCCUGUAAUCGAUGCUUCACGCAUUUGGAGUGACAAACUAGAAGACAGAAAGGCUGUGGCGGAAGAGAUCCGGGAUGCAUCACGGAAUAUUGGGUUUUUCUACCUCGUCAAUCAUGGUAUCGACCAAGACUAUGCCACUGAGGUUAUCGGUCAAGCCAAGAGAUUCUUUGCUUUACCAGAGGAGAAGAAGAUGGAGGUAUUCACCGGGCUAGUACCAAACGACGAGGCGUUUAACUGGGCCUACGAUGCUUCAGAAGAUCCCGAGGCAGUCGACAAGACGGAGCCAUCAGUGAGCAUUUGGCCAUCUGACCUACCGGGCUUCCGUGAAGGUCUUUACGCAUAUCACACCAAGCUACUCGAGCUCUCGCGCCGCCUGACUAGAAUCUUCGCCCUUGCCCUUCACCUUCCAGAGGAGUACUUUGACGCAUAUGUCCGCCGUCCCGAAGCUGGGAUGAGAAUACUUCACUACCCAGAGCAGAAACACUCGGUCGAUGACCAGAACGGCAUCGGUGCCCACACAGAUGUUGAGUGCUUCACCAUUGUCACUCAAGACCUGUCUGGAGGUCUAGAGGUGCUGAGCAAAUCUGGUAACUGGAUCAAGGCGGAGCCGAUCGAGGGUUCCUUCGUGGUCAACAUCGCAGAUGCCUUCAUGAGACAGACCAACAACUUUUUCGUCUCUACCAUCCACCGGGUCAUUAAUAAGAGUGGAUAUGAAAGGUACUCGGCACCUUUCUUCUUUGGAUUCGACCGGAAGAAGCUGCUCGAGCCCGUUCCAACUUGUGUGAGUGAGGAGAACCCGAUGAAGUAUCCGAUCAUGACGGGAGGGGAGUACUAUGCUUGGCGGACAAAUAAGCAGAAGAACACGAAUACUUGUAACGAUAAAAUGGGAGUAAAGUCAUGA
Messenger RNA from Clonostachys rhizophaga, 1014 nucleotides. Lineage: Eukaryota; Fungi; Ascomycota; Sordariomycetes; Hypocreales; Bionectriaceae. The record is from the annotation of a GenBank genome assembly.